CAUGACAGAGUACAAUGGGGUAUCUUGGCUUGCGUAUUGGAUCGAAUAGCACUGGGUUGUUUAGAAGGGUAUGUAACGGGUCGACUGGACGAGGAGUCGUGUAUUGUGGUCUAUGUCCCUCAGGAGGUCUAUUGGACGGCUCAGGUCCGCCAAAGUCCUCUCCUUCUCCUUGCAAUGCGAGAGAGAAUUCCGAGCGCUGGCUAACAUUUCCGAGAACUGAGGACACCCAGGCAAGUGUCCUGAAAGUUCUCCAGGACCUUGGGGGCUCUGCGUCGGGAUUGGAGAUGGGACGCUGCCUGAGGUAGUGGUGAGAGAUGGAAAAGGUAGAGACGACGUUCACGAGGCGUCGAAAGAGAACAACGACGGGUGCUGGGAACCAGAUUGUGUGCAUGGUGAAGGCAUGUCAGUGUAUCAACUCUGCUUUCGGGAACGGCGCUGCCCUGUGUGGGGUGCUGUGACAGGCGUGACAAUGGUUUACCCACUCAACCCCUUGCACGGUGCACAUUCAAAUUGACCAAUGAACGUCUCAACGUUGCACGUUGACCAUUGAACUUAUAAACGUGAAGUCGUGAACGACAACCCCGUGCCUUAGAUAGCCCGCAUAUCGAGUGAUAACGUCGAUGACUGACUUCUGCAAGCCUAGGAGCUAGCGAAUAUUACAGGUACCAUUGCGUCACAAUGUGACAUCCGAGUUUCGCCGGCAGGGGCCUGUUGAUCAAAGCGGAUUGCCUGACAUCCCACUCUUCACCACCAACGACAACGACAAGCUGUAGCACAGAGCUCGAUUUCGUCAAUUCGUUGCUCAAUACUGCAGCAGAAUGGCUCAGUCGUAUUUUCCGUCCUCUUCGCGUGUAGCUUCACCUUUACCAGUGCAAAUGCCGCAAUCCGAGGACAUCCAUUCGAAGAUGGAGGACGUGCAGGAAAAGUAUCUUGAGCAGAAGGAGAGGCUCCUGGGAGCUAUCGACUCUGCCAAGACAAUCCUCAGCGACCUCCGAAUUUUCAACCGUGACUCGUGGGUGGUCAGAUAUCCGCAACUUCGAGACCAAUCGGCAGAGGAGUCUACUCCCGUCGAAGUCUCCACUUCAAAAGCACCGAAGCGAAAGAGUAUUCGUCGUUCGCUGUCUUUCGCAGAUGAUCCUACCUUCCAGACCGACGUUGUCUUGACUCCAGCGCGUAAGGGCAUGGCGCGUUCCAUGACCCUUGCCUCCAUUGCGGACGAGACGGCUGAAGAGCAAUCCAACGAAGAAGAUGAAGAUAGAUUGGUCGCUCCCUCUGAUGCUGCCGAUUUUCACGUCUUCCGUCUCGACCUCAAGCUUGGUUCACACGGUUCCUCAUCCUCCCCCGCCGCGCUCGUGUCUCAACUGGAGAAGGCGUCCAUCGCCAAUCUGUUGGACGACAGGAUUGGCGCUUCCAUGAAUCAUAUCAACAAGCUCCGACAGCGUGUGGAGGAUAAGUCUUCCAAGGUACUCGUUACUGGUGACCUCAAUGCCGGAAAAUCAACAUUCGUGAACGCUUUGCUCAAGCGCGAGGUGAUGCCGGUCGACCAACAACCUUGCACCACUGCAUUCUGCGAGGUACAUGACGCAGCAGAUAAUGAUGGCAAAGAGGAACUGCACAUCCUCAAGGAAGGUAUCCCCUAUUCCCGGGAGGACGAGUCCACUUACACUCGUGCCGAUCUUUCGGAGCUCGAGUCGAUCGUCUCCGAGAACGAGAACGUCCAGCAGAUGCUCAAGGUGUACCUCAGGGAUGCCCGUUCACCCACAGAAUCGUUGCUAAGCAACGGUAUCGUCGAUAUUUCGCUGAUCGAUGCCCCAGGUCUUAACAGAGACAGCAUGAAGACUACCGCCGUCUUUGCUCGUCAGGAGGAGAUCGACGUUGUCGUCUUUGUGGUCUCUGCCGAGAAUCAUUUCACUCUUUCUGCGAAAGAGUUCUUGUGGAACGCAAGCAACGAGAAGGCAUAUCUUUUCAUCGUAGUAAACAAGUACGAACAGAUCAGGGACAAGGCCAAGUGCCGCCGACUCGUGCUUGAGCAGAUCAAGCAACUCAGCCCCAGGACUUUCGAGGACGCCGAAGACUUAGUUCACUUCGUCGACUCUGCUUCCGCCUUUCAAAAGGACAGUCAAUCCUUCGAGAACCUCGAAUCUUCCCUCCGAUCCUUCGUCCUCGUCAAACGCGCUAAAUCAAAGCUCACCCCCGCAUCCACUUACCUCACUCACUUGCUAUCAGACGUUGACCUCCUCGUUGGCGCAAACGCCAUCGUCGCUGAGACCGAGCUUGAACGCGCCCUUGAGGACCUCAACAGGUCCAGGCCCGUCCUUGAAAAGAUGAAGAACGGUCGUGAGGCGCUUGAUGAGAGUCUGGAACAUGUUGAGGAGGCUGGAUCCAGCCGUAGCCGUAUGCGUACCAAGGAGAUCCUCAACGAUGCUUUGGUUCGUGUUGGCCAGGGCAAACUCGGCGUCGAGGUUUCUGGUCUUAACAUGCCUUCGUACCCCGGCUUCCUCGGUAUUUGGGAGUACGCGAGGGAAGUGCGUAAGACUCUGUUGACGAGCGUUGAUAUUGCUGUGAAGUUGGCAGAAGACGAGGCUAGGAAGAUUACUUCGACUGGCGUCGACAAGGUCUUCCAGCUCGGCGAGGAUCACUUGCCUGAGGGCGUUGAGAGGUCACGCAGGGUAUUCAUGCCCGAGGCCAUGUUCUCUACCGACAAGCUUGCACGUAAGAAAGCACGAAGACAAUCAGGUGCCCUUCUCGCAGGUGGUGUCUACACUCUCGGUAUAAGCCUUGGACAACGCCCUGAUAUGCUCGAGACCACAUUCUUCGACAUCUUCGACGUUCAACACCAGUUCCGUAUUCACUUCAGCGACAAGUCCAGUGAAGAGGAAGACCCGAGUCUUACCGCUCUAAGCGUCGCCUCUGUCGGUCUUGGUGCUCUCACCAUGGUCGGCGGGAAAGCACUCGGUGUCCGUGGCGUCAUCGAAGGCAUCGUUCGGCUCACCGACCUCCUAGGUAACCAAACCGCGCGCAAGUGGGCCGCCCCAGUCCUCGGCGCACUCACCAUCGGCGCCGCAGUCUACUUCGUCCUCGAGCUCCCCAGCUCUAUCCCACGAACAGUCGGGCGACGCAUCCAGGCGACGCUUGUGAAAGAGAAUGAGGAGCGGGUUGAGGAUGCGAGUUUUGUGGAGGCGCAUGCGGGGAGAGUGGGGAGGGAGAGUAGGAAGGUGCUUAGGCUUGCUUCUUGGGAUCUUAGGGAGCGGUUUAGGAACGCGAUGGAGGAGAGGGGGAGGGAGGUUAGGGGUGCGGAGGAUAUGGAGAGGAAGGCGAGGAAGGCUGUUGAGUGGUUUAGGGAGGUGGAGCAGAGGGCUGGUGGGGUGAGAUGUGCUGUGGAAUCGAUUGCUGAGGCUUGAAUUGACUUGCGGUCGAAUCUUGCAAUGUGACCAAUGUGAAAAUUCUCUAGUAUGAUCUGUUUUUUUUUUUUGCCUUUCUUGAUGAGUUUGUAGUUGACGUUGAACAGUUAAUUGACCUUCUCUCACCUCUACUCAGGUUCUUGUUUAAGGGUUGAGGCAACAAUUAGAUGCACAACUUCUUCCCUCCGCCUCCCCCACUCCAAGCCACAGUCUACUUGCUACAUUUCGACCUUCGAUAAUUUCUUCAGCUCUUUAUCGCCUGAAGUCCACUACGCUCUUUGUUUUUUUUCCCCCUCUUUCUGCGUUUCAUUUUUUUCAUCAUGCCCUCCCUUAUGAUCGACGUUACUUUAUGCGUUUGGAAUGUAGUACUUUGUACGAAUAGUUCAAGAAUCGAGACGAAUGGUCUCUUCAAUGCAUGUUUUCUUCUAUACAUUAAACCUGACGUGACGUACAAUAACACGC
This is a messenger RNA of Somion occarium, 3863 nucleotides long. Lineage: Eukaryota; Fungi; Basidiomycota; Agaricomycetes; Polyporales; Cerrenaceae. The record is from the annotation of a GenBank genome assembly.